AUGGCUUUUCUGAUCCAAUCACGUCGGAGACCGAAGCUCGAGACGAAGCAAAAACACGGCGGGAUACGAAAUUCCCAGCCUCCGCCUACACUGGGUUAUUACUGUGUCGAUGAGCUAAAGCAAUGCAACGUCCAGGGCUCAGUCACCACCUAUCGAGUCUGGCUCCUCCGAGCUCUACCCGUGCCGUACAAAUGGUGGACGGCACAGAUACGACAGGCUGGCGAUGGACGAACUGCGCUGACGUAA
Molecule: messenger RNA, 246 nt
Organism: Colletotrichum costaricense
Lineage: Eukaryota; Fungi; Ascomycota; Sordariomycetes; Glomerellales; Glomerellaceae
Exons: 1
Coding region: 1-246 (81 amino acids)
Source: RefSeq, a predicted model, not a curated record